This is a messenger RNA of Micropterus salmoides (largemouth bass), 2638 nucleotides long. It is a transcript of the gene septin7b, whose product is annotated as septin 7b. The transcript is spliced from 15 exons. Gene Ontology annotation, molecular function: GTPase activity; molecular adaptor activity; GTP binding. NCBI's taxonomy places the organism in Eukaryota, Metazoa, Chordata, Actinopteri, Centrarchiformes, Centrarchidae. Bases 99 to 1415 code for a protein of 438 amino acids. Gene Ontology annotation, biological process: cilium assembly; cytoskeleton-dependent cytokinesis. Gene Ontology annotation, cellular component: microtubule cytoskeleton; septin complex; cell division site. The record is from RefSeq and is a predicted model, not a curated record.
UCUUUCUGCGUAGAUUCGUUGAGCGCGGCAAGCGUUGCGUGCCUCAUAGUGCGUAGCUCCAGCAAAAAGUAGCGAGAAGGGGGAAUGUCGGCUUGUGAAUGAUCGGUUUUGAGGCGGCAGGGAGCGUCAACGUUAUGGCUCAGCAAAAGAAUCUGGAAGGAUAUGUUGGCUUUGCAAGCCUCCCCAACCAAGUGUACAGGAAGUCUGUCAAGAGGGGCUUUGAGUUCACCCUGAUGGUCGUUGGUGAGUCAGGGUUGGGCAAAUCCACGUUGAUCAACUCUCUGUUCCUAACAGACCUUUAUUCAGCAGAGUAUCCAGGACCUUCCCAUCGAAUCAAGAAGACUGUACAGGUGGAGCAGUCCAAAGUUUUAAUAAAGGAAGGCGGUGUCCAACUGCUCCUCACAAUAGUUGACACCCCAGGGUUCGGAGAUGCUGUUGACAACAGCAACUGCUGGCAGCCAAUCAUCGACCACAUAGACAGCAAGUUUGAAGACUACCUGAACUCAGAAUCCCGAGUGAAUAGACGACAAAUGCCCGAUAGCCGAAUCCACUGCUGCCUGUACUUCAUCGCCCCCUCGGGACACGGACUAAAGCCCUUGGACAUUGAGUUCAUGAAACGGUUGCACGAGAAAGUCAAUGUCAUCCCACUGAUCGCCAAAGCAGACACCCUCACCCCAGAGGAAUGCCAACAGUUCAAGAAACAGAUCAUGCGGGAAAUCCAAGAGCACAAAAUCAAGAUCUACGAGUUUCCUGAGACGGAUGACGAAGAAGAGAACAGGCUGGUCAAAAAAAUAAAGGAGAAGUUGCCACUUGCUGUAGUAGGAAGCAACACCAUCAUUGAGGUGAACAGCAAGAGGGUCAGAGGGAGACAAUACCCCUGGGGUGUUGCAGAAGUUGAAAACAGUGACCACUGCGACUUUACCAUCCUCAGGGAUAUGCUGAUCAGAACUCACAUGCAGGACCUGAAGGAUGUGACAAACAACGUCCACUAUGAAAACUACCGCAGCAGGAAGCUGGCUGCUGUCACCUACAAUGGUGUGGACAACAACAGGGUGAAAGGUCAACUGUCCACCAAACAAGACACAGUUGAAGGAAUGAGUCCCAUGGCCCAGAUGGAGGAGGAGAGGCGAGAGCAUGUGACUAAGAUGAAGAAGAUGGAGAUGGAAAUGGAGCAAGUAUUUGAGAUGAAGGUGAAGGAAAAAGUGCAGAAGCUCAAAGACUCAGAAGCAGAGCUUCAGCGGCGUCACGAGCAGAUGAAGAAGAACCUGGAGGCUCAGCACAAGGAGCUGGAGGAGAAGAGACGCGUGUUUGAGGACGAGAGAGCAAACUGGGAGACCCAGCAGCGCCUGGAGCAGCAGAAGCUGGAGGCCUCCAGGACUCUGGAGAAAAACAAAAAGAAAGGCAAGAUCUUUUAAAAGACAGUCAGCAGGACCACCCCAACUCGAGUUAUUUCUGUUUGCCAACGUUGCCAGUCAGGACACCAGUGUGUGGCACUGACAUCCCCCACCGUCUCCUCCUCCUCCUCCUCCUCCUCCUUCUCCCUUCCCUCCCUUUUCUCCACCCCUCCUUGCCCCCAUCCCUGCUCUGUCGGCCAGCACAGCUGAGCUCCUGCUCCCCGCCACUAGAAAGGGGUAUGUGGGGAGGUGGAGGGAGUCUACAGUGAAGCAGAACUACCACCACAGAGCCCCCCCCCCCCGCUGCCUCGGGACUGAAUGUCACAAAAAGAAUAAACCCCAUUUUUUGAGAGGCAAAGAAAGGCCAAACCCAUAUUAUUUUAAUUAUUAUUAUUAUUAUUGGUGUUAUUAUUAUUAUUAUUAUUGUUGUUGUUGUUAUAACUGAAUACUGUCCCCGCCUCCACUUGCUGCUCUUUUUUUUUUUUUUUUUUUUUUUUUUUCUUCCCAAGGUUGCUUUUAAAUGACCGAUUUGUACAGUUCAAUGGAGAGCACCACAGACAAAAAAAAUACCCAUGUCUGACUGUUGUACAAUCACGUUCUGGUGAAUUUUAUUUGUUUACAGGUAAAACGACAGUAACAGUAAGUGAACAAUUAACCUGAUCUUCCAUCAUGUAUUCAAGUAAGAAGAGGACAAGGCAUUAACUAAUCCUUUUAAUUUUAUUUCUUUUGAGUGUAUCUGGUAAACCCUUAACCCUUCUCUGAUCAGUGUGACAGUCAAUGGGGAAAACCUGAAAUCAAGAAUAACAAUAAAAUGCACCUUGGGCCUUUUUAUAGAUUUAAAAAAUGGCUACAGCUUCUUUUUUUCUGAAAUGUUAUGCUUUCUUCCUCUGUGUUUAGCGUUUUCCAUUAGCCUUGGACCACCAUUUAUAAUGUCAUAAGUGUUAUAUUUCACUUUAGUUUAUUUUUAUAUAUACCGAGCCAGCUGAAGUCAUAACUUCUUUUGUAUGUGUAAGAAACUCCUCAGAGACUUGAGAGCAGCAUCCGCUGUUUUCACAAAAAAACGGUGAUUCUGGACGCUUUAAAAUGAAACAAACAAAAUUUCAAUCACUCUGCGGAAACGAUCAGUGGGGAAUGAAGAGUCAACACCGCAGUUAGCUUUGGCUAUGUACUCCAUCUCUGUAUUUUUAAUUUUAUUUUUCAUUUGUAUUGUACAAAGUCACUUAAUAAACCUGUGAUGAUAUUGA